Molecule: messenger RNA, 2097 nt
Organism: Peniophora sp. CBMAI 1063
Lineage: Eukaryota; Fungi; Basidiomycota; Agaricomycetes; Russulales; Peniophoraceae
Source: the annotation of a GenBank genome assembly
AUGCCAUCCCACUCGAGAGUCAGCCACCGCAUGCCUGUGCUUCAAGGCGUUAAGCGAGCGCGCGGUCGUCCGCCCAACGCGGGUGCUCUUCAAAGGCGCAUGAUGCUAGAGGAUAUCGACGAGUACAGGUCUCUCAAGGCCGGACGCGCAGCACAAGGCGAGAUAUCCAGCGCUGUCGAUAGAGAGGCUCGGAAGAUAAUAGUGUACUUCGGAUGGGAGGAUCCUUUACGUGCGGUCACCGUGAAGGAGGCCAGCGAUACUAUCGAGAGUAGCCCGGUCACCGACGAAGAGCAGAAGCGCAGGGACGCCUUAUUCAAGAAGGUUCGCAGGGAGGUAUUGAAGGUCUGGCGGGAGAACCUGGCUGCGAACGUGGAAGUGAUUGGCAGACCUUCAGCCAAUAUUUUGGAGCUUAUCAAGCUGUAUGGGCGUAAGCCCCGUCGAAAGCAGUCUUACAAAGUAUGGGCGACUGCCCAACCACGCCCUGAUCUUGAAGCAGAAGUAGACACGCGCCAUGCUGCCAAGGUGCAGGCGACCGGACCGGAUAUACCUCCUCCUCCCCGCAUUGCGACUUGGAAUGCUGUUGCAUCCGAAUGGUACAGCAAUGCGAGCAAGAAGGAAAAAAAAAGGGCGCGCAAGGAUGCCAAGCGGCUUCACAGGCAGGCCAUGGAUGAAUGGGAAGCGAGCGCAUCCCACGAACCUCAGUCCCCCGAAGAGGCGAUCGAGUUCAUGAGGGCGUCGCAGUCGUUUCUGAGCGAUUUGAUGCAUUUUUUUGCCAAUCGUGCAUCUGGGGUGGCCAUCAUGUUCUUGAGUGGCCCUGAUGGCGCAAGCUUGAUUUCUGAGGGUGUAUGCAACGUCCCUGAACGGCCGAAGUUACUUUACACAGAGGUCAACCCCGUAGGAUGUACAGAUUUCAAGUAUUCCAUGGCGAAACAGGCACAGAUCCUGAACGAGGCAAAGUGGGCCGAAGCGUCUAUCGCCAAGGAUCACCAUGUCGUCGUGGACGAGAGUGAUGCCUGUCAGAUUACCGGUGAACGUAAAGCCUACGGUGGCGGUGGUCGCGAGAACGAGGAAGAAGAGAACACCGACGGUGAAAGGUCGGAGAACGAAGCUGACGAUGGUGCGGGAGAUAUAGGCGAUGUCGAAUUUCUGCUUCCAUUACCCGUCACCAACAACGGUCACGCGAAACUCUCCCUAGAUUUCACCUCAAGAUCGCCAUCCGCUCUCGGAACGGCUGUGGUUGACCCACAUUCCGAGUCCCGUAUCGUCGAUAUAGAUGGAAUAGGCAGUGUGCUUGCCUCGGCGCAGAAGACUUUGAGAAGCGACUCGUUUGCGUUCGCUGUCUCGGCAAACUACAUUCCUUCAGAUAGAGAUACGGCUGAAUACUCUCGGGCAUUCCGUGCAGCGAUUGCGCGAAUUCUACCUCGUAAGGUGUGGUUGGAAGAAUCCAACACCGUGAACUUCCUCAAGGCGGUGCCGGUCAAGUUGACCGGUCGAGUAGACGUGAGCAUUGCAUGCGAUCUCAGUUUGGCAUAUCUAGACUUCGAGGCUUGUCAGUUGGAUGAAGCACCUCUCACGAUGAGAGUGGUGGGGGAGCCGCGCGGCACUGACAAUAUCGAACAGCCGAGGUAUAUGGCAGGCCUUUGUCUGCGUGACUUCGCUUCGCGGUGGAACUCUAGAGUGGCGAGUGGCGAUAACAGGACGCCGGCAAAGUUAGACGCGGACAUCAACAUCACGCUACCUCAACAAUGGGCUCUACAGCAGCCAUCUGAACGUCGGGAUCAGCAAGGGCGCAUACACCUUCCGGCCGCCACGACUAUGGAGUGGAAGAACGCUCUGGCACCCGGGUUAGAUGGUGCGCGCUUGCUUGUCGUCACAACAUUACUGUGGGCUUGGAACAUCAGAGAAGACGGAGAACGUACACAUUGGUCGGAUCUCGCGAUCGAUAUUGUGAGCGUUCUUCGCGUCUUGGUGCAACAAGCAGCGCUGCGGAGGGCUGAGGAGCCAAGGGCAAGCCAUGUUGAAGACGGUGCUCGCGAGGGGCGCAAGAAGUCGACGCGGAAAUGGAAGAAGAGUGCCAAGCUUCGGGACUCAGCAUAG